GGUUUAAUAAAAUGGAGACUUUUACAGAGCAUGAAAUUCAUUUCAUGAAGAUUGCUUUGGCAGUUGCUAUUAUUAGACAGAAACCUGCAAAUGUUCCCAGCUCACGUGAAUAUGCUAAAAAUCUCCAGAGAAAGUUUGUACAGGAGCAAAUCAACUGGAGGGAACAUGCUGAGAAAUUGAGUCAAGAAUUAUUAAGAGUUAAGCAAAAAUUAUCUUUAUUAAACCAAUCUCAAUCGCCAGUAGAAAUCACUCAACCAGAAGAUAUGCAGUUUUCAAUUGAGGAUUCUAGUUCUAUAUUUAGUAACAUUGAGCUCGAAUCACCAUCAGUAGAGCUUCAGUCUCACAUAGCUUUCCUUCAAACUGCUUCAAGUUUAUUGAAGGCGAAUACAUCACUUUCUGGGUACAGUCUUGAAGCAGCUGCAACUUUAAAAGAAUCGAUUGUAAAAGCUAUUGAUAUACUUGUUGAGUAUCCUAAAACUCAGCCAUUGCACCAAUCGCCACUUACUGAAGAAGUGUCAGCCAAGCUAGUUCAGUUUAUAGCUGCUUUCAUGAAUUACGAGCCAUUGAUGCCGUUUAGACAUGAAAUAAUGGAAGCAGCUGGCAAAUUUGUGAAAAUGCUCACAGAAAGAUUAUGUCAUCCAUCAAACGAUACAGAUAAAAUUUCGUUUAUACAAUCUUUAUUGUACCAGCUGUCAUCAGUUGGUUUCAUUCAUACACAAGUAAUUCAAUCACUAACAUCUUUUAUUGAAGAGUCAACCAAGGAUUUAGCCAACCUUAAGCAAAAUCAUUUUACAGCUGCUUAUCAAAUAAAUACUCUAGGACACGUUUUGAAGGUUUUGGAGACGAUUUUAAGUAAAUAUGAUCACCCAGUACCUCCCCAAGUAAUGGAGUCCUUUGAAAAAUGUGUAAAGAUGACAAUAACAUCAAAGCUGCCACUUGUUAGUAUAACAAUAUGGAGACUGCACCAAUUAAUAAUGGAAAGAAAUUAGAGACAAACUAAGAGGCAAGAGCAUAUGUACAUGUUAACUAUUAGCAUUAAAAUUUAGCUACUCUUUCAUGUAAAAUAUAAUGCACAUAUACUGGCUUAUAAUCAUUUUAAUUUGCUGCUCUACAGUUGUCAUAAACUUGCCUACAGUGAUUAAGCAGUUUCUGUAGCAGAGUGGUAGUGUAGCUCAGUGUAUGACACUAAUAAUCCAACUGUCUACUAGUAAUUAGCUUAGUCUCUAUAUAAAGAGAGCAACUCUUCUUGCUAGAGGUACAAGGAACUUGAUACUAACAGAAAAGUCUUCUCCUAAGUUUAUCCUUUUCAACACUGAGCUCAAGCAAUCAUGACUUCCAAUAUAAAAGUUGCCUACCUCAAUAGAACUGCUAACACCGAUUUUGAAGUCGUUGUGUUCACAAAGAACUUCAAUAUCAACACUCCAAAGGUCUACUAUGUUGCCUGGCAGGUCCUGAGGGGACAGAGCGAAGUCGACUUUGUCUAUCCUGUCUCCAUGGAUGUUGGUGCUACUUACACUAGCUCUGGAAAAAUCAUGAAGGCUGGACCAUUCCCUUCAAAACUAGGAUCAACUUGGGAGAUUACUCAAGACAGCAUCUCUUCCACAGCAACCCUCAAAGAAGUGAAGGCUCCCACCAAUCCAAAUGGAUCCAUUGUUAUCAAGAACAUUCCACCAGCUACAUGGAGCGGACGCAUGUUUGACAUUGGUGUCUACAAGAAUGGCAGUCUCCUAGUCGUUCAGAAGGAUGUCCAUGUUGGCGAUCAAGUUGACUUCAUGCUCAAGCCUAAGCUGUACUUUGGAGUGGUCCGUAACAUGGUUGAGGGUGACGUCUUCACUUCUUUGGAGAUCACCAGCUCCUUGACCGAGUUUGAUUUGAGUGACUAUCCUAAUGGCAUCAGGGUUACACUCAAGCAGCUCCCAGGAGGUGGCCAAUACGAGUUCUCUGGAGAGGCCAUGAGCUAAAUAAAAAGCUUUAAACUUAUUAUAUAUAGUGCUUUGCAAUCGUUUUGUAGCUAUUGUAGUUAUUAGUUUUUUUCAACAUUAUUAUAGUUUAGAUGAAGUUGUAUUGUCAUUUCGUAUAAAUGCCUUCAUAGUUCGCAUCAAAUGUUAUCCAUUCUGAUUAAAAUAACAGGAUCCGAAAA
Molecule: messenger RNA, 2140 nt
Organism: Amphimedon queenslandica
Lineage: Eukaryota; Metazoa; Porifera; Demospongiae; Haplosclerida; Niphatidae
Product: meiosis-specific protein MEI4-like
Exons: 11
Coding region: 12-989 (325 amino acids)
Biological process (GO): meiotic DNA double-strand break formation; DNA recombination; spermatogenesis
Cellular component (GO): lateral element
Source: RefSeq, a predicted model, not a curated record